AUGGACGACAGUGUCCGGAAGAGCUGGCAGUUGCAACCUGAUCAACUGGAGCUCAGAAAUCCGUUGUGGCAAGGAGGAAUUGAGAAGUUAUCGGAGACGAUCGCUGCUCGCUUGGGUUACAAGGGUGUUCCAUUGAACUGCGUCCUCUACAAGCUGCUCGUGUAUGGAGAAGGAGGUCACUUCCUGAAACAUCAAGAUACCGAAAAGGAGGACGGAAUGAUUGCGACAUUGGUAGUCCAGCCACCAAGUACCCACGAAGGCGGAGAUCUCGUAGUGUAUCGAAACGGACAAGUGGAACACCGUCACGAUUUCGGCAAAAUCGACGGCACUGCAGCUUAUUUACCACACUACGCCGUGCACUAUUCGGAUGCUGAACAUGCUCUGGAGGACGUGACGAAGGGGUAUCGCCUUGCUUUGGUGUACUCAAUUUGCCUUCCAUCGUCCUUGCAGAGCUUGAAACGAGACCCCAACGUGACCAUGAGCGAUGAACUCGCCAACGCGUUCAAAGAAAUGGGACCGGACGACGAAUCAUUCGCGCUGCUACUUUCACACGAGUAUACUAAAAAGAGCAUUGGGGAGUUGGGAUCUGGAGCUCUAAAAGGUAUUGACAGUGCACGAUUCCGGGUUCUUGAAGAAGCGAAUGAGUCUGUUCCAGCUGAUAAGAAACUUCGCGCUGCACUGGUACUUGACUAGCGGAACAGAUCUGGGACACUGGAAAGACGAAAUUCUGUCCAAGAAACUCAAUUUUCUGA
Molecule: messenger RNA, 752 nt
Organism: Phytophthora infestans T30-4
Lineage: Eukaryota; Oomycota; Peronosporomycetes; Peronosporales; Peronosporaceae
Exons: 2
Coding region: 1-693 (230 amino acids)
Source: RefSeq, a predicted model, not a curated record